GCAUUCCACUCCUCUCACCGAAAUCCUCCAUCACUAACCCAAUGCCUUCCCCCACUCCCUACCCUCCCGACCACAACCCAGGUGUCCCCAACAUCCCCUUCUUCACGCCCCAGCACGCCGUCUCGCCCGGUGCUCCCGUUUCGAAUCCGAAGAAUGACGCGGCAGCGGCAAAGAAGGUACCGGUGCUCUUCACGCCGCUCACGAUUCGCGGGGUGACGCUCAGGAAUCGCAUCUUGGUGGCGCCCAUGUGUCAGUACAGUUGUGCGGCGGAGGGGCCGACGGUUGGUGCUUUGACGGACUACCACCUCGCAACCUUAGGCCACUACGCCCUCAAAGGCGCCGCCCUCACCAUGAUCGAAGCCACGGGCGUCCAGUCCUGCGGCCGCAUCUCCCCCAACUGCCCGGGCCUCUGGACCGACGCGCAAAUCCCCGCCCUCCGCCGCAUCUCCGACUUCAUCAAAUCCCAAGGCUCCAUCAGCGCCAUCCAACUCGCCCACGCAGGCCGCAAAGCCUCCACCGCAGCUCCCUGGCUGACGAGCACUCUCCCCGGGGCGCCCAAGGUCUCGCUGCGCGCGACCAAGGACGCAGGUGGCUGGCCCGAGGACGUCGUGGGUCCCAUGGGUGGCGACGAGUGGACGUGGGACGGGCGCAGCUCGACGGAUCCCGAGGGAGGUUUCUGGGCGCCGCGUGCUCUGACCGUGGACGAGAUUCAGCAGCUAGUCAGGGACUGGGCGAGCGCGGCCAAGCGCGCUGUUCAGGCUGGGAUCCAGGUCAUCGAGAUUCACGCCGCGCAUGGGUAUUUGAUCAGCGAGUUUCUGUCGCUUGUGACGAAUCGCCGGACGGAUGCUUAUGGGGGGUAUUUCGAGGGGAGGACGAGGUUGCUGGUUGAGGUUGUCAGGGCGGUGAGGGAGGUCAUUCCGGAGGAUAUGCCGUUGUUUGUGAGGAUCAGUGCGACGGAGUGGCUUGAGGGGGCGGAGGUGGGGAGGGAGAAUGGAUCGUGGGAUGUGGAGAGUUCGAUACGGUUGGCGAAAAUGUUGCCGGCGUUGGGAGUGGAUUUGCUGGACGUGAGUACUGGGGGGAAUCACCUGGCACAGACGGUGAAGGCGUUUGCGACGAAGGAUUAUCAGACGAGAAUUGCGAGCCGUAUUCGAAAGGAGCUGAAGAAGGAGGGUUUGAGUAUGUUUAUUGGCGCCGUGGGGUUGAUCACGGAGGCCGAGCAGGCGAGGGAUAUUGUCGAGGGAGGUGUUGGCAAUCCUGCGGAGAGGAAAGUGGAUGCGGAAAUUGAGGAAGAGGCGAGGGCGGCCUUGAAGAUGACAGAAUCAAGCGAUGGGGAGGAUCUCAAGGCAGAUGUUAUUCUUGUGGCAAGGCAGUUUAUGCGCGAGCCGGAGUGGGUGUUGAAAGUGGCGUGGAAGUUGGGUGUCGAAGUCGCGUGGCCGAGCCAGAUUCUGAGGGUGAAGUUUCCGAGGUUAUAG
This is a messenger RNA of Westerdykella ornata, 1472 nucleotides long. Its product is annotated as NADH-dependent flavin oxidoreductase-like protein. The record is from RefSeq and is a predicted model, not a curated record. Bases 42 to 1472 code for a protein of 476 amino acids. The transcript is spliced from 2 exons. Gene Ontology annotation, cellular component: intracellular anatomical structure. Gene Ontology annotation, molecular function: FMN binding; NADP binding; NADPH dehydrogenase activity. NCBI's taxonomy places the organism in Eukaryota, Fungi, Ascomycota, Dothideomycetes, Pleosporales, Sporormiaceae.